AUGGAGUCCCGUCAACGGCUAAACCAGGACGAAAUAGCUACAAUUUUAGAAAAUGAUGACGAUUAUUCUCCGCUGGAUUCCGACUCCGAGGAAGAAGAUGGUGUAGUUGAAGAUGACGUCUGGAGUGAUAACGAGGACGCGAUGGUCGAUUUCGUUGAAGAUACAAGCAGGCAAGAGGACCCCGAUAACAAUAUUGCUUCUCGGGAAUCGCCUAAUCUUGAGAUCGUCAAUAUGAAUAAUAACCUGCGGGAUGAUAGUAUUGCUGCGGCCUUAUUGGAAGAAAAUGAAUCUUUGUCGGAUGAUGAAAUCUUUCUGCCUUCUAGUGAUGACGAAUCGGAUCAUAUCAGCGAAGCUUCUGAAGUUCCAAGUGAUACGGACGUGGAAGAUGCCGAAAUAAACAUUGAACCACAUUCAGAUGAUACGACAUCAACACUUCAACCAUUUUAUCUAGGAAAAGAUGGAAGAACAAAGUGGUAUAAAUCGCCACCGCGAACCAAUGUUCGAACAAGGGCCGAAAAUCUUAUUACUCAUUUGCCUGGAUGUAAAUAUGCAGCUCGACAUAAAAAAACUCACCAAGAAUGCUUCGAGACCUUUUUCACUGAUGAAAUCGUUGACAUUGUUUUGAAGAAUACGAACCAGAAGAUUUCUUUGAGAAUGGAGAACUCUACGUCUAAUUCAACAUACGGGGAAACUGACAAAGCUGAGAUAAAAGCCGUUUUUGGGCUGUUGUUCUUGGCAGGGUUGUUUAGAUCUGGUCGGCAAAGUCUUAUAGACUUAUGGAGUAAUGACGGCACAGGAAUUGAAGUAUUUAGAAGUACUAUGACGAGGCAAAGAUUUUCGUUUUUGAUAAAUAGCUUGAGAUUUGAUGAUUCAUCAACUCGUACAGCUAGAGUGGCUGACGAUCGCUUGGCUCCAAUUCGAGAUAUUUUUGAAAUAUUCGUCAAAAACUGUCAGAAUGCCUAUACACCGUAUGAAUACUUGACCAUAGAUGAAGAACUCGUGGCAUUUAGAGGAAGAUGUAGCUUUCGUCAGUACAUACCAUCCAAGCCAGCUAAGUAUGGGUUGAAAAUUUACGCGUUAGUGGAUGCUAAAACAUUUUACACAAUGAACUUGGAAAUUUAUUGUGGAAAACAGCCUGACAACAGUCCUUAUACAGUGAGUAAUAAGCCUUUUGAUGUUGUCGAUCGUUUGGUGAGAUGCGUGUCUGGAUCAGGAAGAAACAUCACCAUGGAUAACUUUUUUAUGAGUUAUGAAACAGCUGAAAAUUUGCUCAAAAACCACAAAUUGACUGCCGUUGGUACACUAAGGUCGAACAAGACAUGCAUUCCACUCCAGUUCAAGGCUCGACGUGAAGAAAAAUCAUCUGUUUUUGGAUUUCAAAAAGACAUUACUAUUGUAUCCUACAUACCAAAGCCGCGAAAAUGUGUACAUAUGAUGUCCUCAUUACAUCAUGAUGAUGAGGUGGAUCCAGAAAGCGGAGACCAAAGAAAACCGUCUAUCAUCACAUUUUACAACUCGACAAAAAGUGGAGUUGAUGUAGUUGAUAAACUUGCGAGAACAUACGAUGUCUCCCGCAACUGUAAGCGCUGGCCUCUUACCGUAUUUUUUUCCAUGUUGAACCAUGCUGGUAUAAAUGGUUUUAUUGUGUAUAUGCUGAAUAAUGGCAUUGAAAGGAACAAAACCAAUCUAAGGAAGAACUUUAUCAAGCGAUUGGGACUUUCUUUAAUCGAAGAGCACCUCAGGAAAAGAAAGGAUAAUCCACAUAUACCACGAGAAAUAAGAAGACGUGUGUGUGAAAUGCUGAAUGAAGAAGCUCCAGCACCACCACAAAAGCAACCAAGAAGGUCUCAGCGAUGUUCUUUCUGUCCAAGAAACAAAGAUAGGAAGACUCUGAACGGAUGUUUCAAAUGUAAUGUCGCGAUAUGCAAGGAACAUGCGAAUUUGAUGUGUCAAAAUUGUACUGAUUUACAUGACGAAUGA
Messenger RNA from Danaus chrysippus (African queen), 1980 nucleotides. The record is from the annotation of a GenBank genome assembly. NCBI's taxonomy places the organism in Eukaryota, Metazoa, Arthropoda, Insecta, Lepidoptera, Nymphalidae.